This is a messenger RNA of Paramormyrops kingsleyae, 4739 nucleotides long. It is a transcript of the gene rbm24a, whose product is annotated as RNA binding motif protein 24a. Gene Ontology annotation, cellular component: nucleus; cytoplasm; cytosol. Gene Ontology annotation, molecular function: mRNA 3'-UTR binding; adenylate cyclase binding; actin binding. The record is from RefSeq and is a predicted model, not a curated record. Gene Ontology annotation, biological process: mRNA stabilization; cell morphogenesis; regulation of alternative mRNA splicing, via spliceosome. Lineage: Eukaryota; Metazoa; Chordata; Actinopteri; Osteoglossiformes; Mormyridae.
GGCUAUCUAGAGAGCGAUGCCAUUUUUCAGACAGGGGACACAAACGUGGACGACGAUGGAUUUUUUCAAUUCCGAUUAAUUUGAAUCCACUUAAAAUGGGGAGACGGAAGUCUGUUCUUUUAGCAGUAGAUGGCGCUGUUAACCUAAAAUCUAGAUCGCGACUGUUGCUGCUCUAGGACCCGGGAGCUGCACUUUGAUGCAGUGAAAGAACGUAUUUGCAGAGGACACACGAUCCAGACAAGAGCUGUUCGGAAGCUGACCCUCUUGUCUUUCGCAAAGUACUGUAACAGUAGUCUGUGAGACUCAUUAUAAGCCCAUGUUUAAAAGUAGGUCGCACUGACAGGUAAACUAACUUAAAUUUUGCGUAAUGGAUACCGACAUCCUACACAACGUGCUGAGCAUCUCGGGAUAAUCUCGGGAUUUACCAGUGCUUGUCCUGAACGCCAGGUUACCAGAUAAUUUGGAUGUUAUGUAAAGAAUGGUGUGUGUAGCUUUCGCGAUCUGCUUCAGCCGCACUGCAGACUCUUCGUAUCGAUGUGUAGUACAGUUGUGAUGAGUAUGAGCAAGUGUUGGGGGGGGGGGGGGGGGGGUUUAGACUUCUGCAGCUGUCAGUCUUUCAUCAGCCCAUCCCCAGUUGCCAUGGAAGUAAGUCCCUUUCGAGUCAUCAGCAUAGAAUCGGGCGCUCUUUAGGUUCGAGGCCAGCUGAAUAUGGGAUUAAAUCCCGUGGGGCUCUGAAUGGAGACUCGCAUACUUUCUGUCUGAGGGUAUUUCACACAUCCGUCCGCUGGCAACAGGCUUCCUCAUGCGUGUGCUGCUCAUACAUUCUGAAUGGCGUGCUGUCAUGUUCCUUCAUAAAGUAUUAAAAAUAAAUACUUUUCCCCCAAAAUAUAGCAAUUAGGAGUACAAGCGGCGUGGCUGAUGGAACGCUAUUAAAAAGCGUAUUAAAAUUGUUUAACAGUGCACAUUUAAAAUGUAACUUAAAAGCUGUAAAGGAACUUUUUAUGACUCCUUAACACAGGUUAGACACUUUUCCUUCACGCAAUCGGCAUGACACCAACGCAAAAAAUAAGAAUAAAAUAAAUAUAAUAAAUUCACGUACGGUAGUUCGAUCACCUGUUUGGCAGGCAUUAACAAAGAAAUGCCAUAUAAUAUAAGUGUCCAGGGUCCGAUCUGAUAUAAACGACGUUGCAAUAGCCUAAUUGAUGUAAUUCAGUUGUGAAUGACGUUGUGUUUGUUGAAUACCGCAAAUCACUCUUCUAGCACAUAACUUAAUAGUAGCCUACAGUUUAUAGUAAUAAACUUAUAUUAAUGUAACGUAGUGUAAUUUACUUUAAUCGCGAGUUGCGUUGGUGACUGUACUAUGAAGAAACCAAUAGACGGUACUUUUGGUGUUGGGUCGUUUUAAAAUUUAGCCUAUUCAUGCGACGAAUGUGCGAGAUUAAUCUAACCAAUAGACAUGUAUACAUCUUUAGUUAGGCGUGGAUUAAUGAGCAGUGCGCCCUUCAUUGCACAGAAACCAGUCAUUUAUGAUACGUCUUUACAACAGCUGCGGAAAUUUAAAAGCGUCAGCGCAAAUGGAAGAGAAUAAAAGGGGGGGAGGGGGGCAACACGAUCGGUCCCCUAUUGUUGGACACGGUAAUCCGAUAACAGACCGUGCUUGCGCCGUCUACUCUCCAAGCCUGACGGCCGUGUGUCACUGCAUGAAUAAAUUAGUGACCGCCCUGAGACAAUACAAAACCCCCUUCUACCGGGUGGCUCCGAUCUAACUACAAGCUAUGAGUGCAUUUGCACCGCAGUCCGCAGAUAUGAUGAUGGUUAGGGGUACCUCGGUAAGAUGGAGACAAUGAAAGAGGCAGCAUCUUGUGUCACCGGCGCACGUAACAUCUGUAAGGCCCCAUUCACGACAGAACCGGGGCUUAAUAAAUUAUUAACUACCUUCCAUUUCAGAAUCGUCGGUGUGCAUUACAUAUUAGGAAAGGAUGAAUGUCCACAGUAUUGUUUGAGCCAGUCUGUGGACUUGGUAAAGUCUCAGUAACCUUUUGCAUGCUCUGUCUAUAAACGAAAAGUGCAUGCUUUUUCUAAUCGAGAUAAGUUUGACUUGAGUAUCAAAUAACCAUCAUGUAGACUUAUGUUCCUGGAAUGUGUUCAUAUGAAGGGAAGAUAGGAGGAAGGUGCAACAGGCGACCCCAUAGAAAGAGCUCGACUGGAAACAACAAUAAUAAUAAUAACAUAAUUUUAAUGCUUAAUUGUUUUACGAAUUGCCUAGUUGUGUCAAAAAGUCUGUAAUAAACAAAGGCAGAUGCGGUGAAUCAACGUCCAGAAUGUGAUAAGGGAGAGGAAAAACAAUAUAGUCCGGACAACGUUAUAGGCUGCUUGUUUAAAUCUGUAGCCUCCGUUUGGUUUUUGGGAAAGCAUUCGCUGAAAUAAAUCUGCUGGCCAUAUAACUGCUAAAGAUGAAUACAAUAUUUUAUCCAAAACAGAUAAACUGAAUAUUACCAUUAAAUGUCGAAUUCCCCACAGGAAUCAACAAAGGAUAUUUCACCCCAUUAGAUCUCUCAAUAAGAUAAGAUAAGAUAAGAUAUAUCUCGCUGGGAGUGUGGUAAUGGGGCAGUUGUAAUAGAAUAGAAUGAAUAUGAUUCUUUCAGAAAAAAAAAAAAUUCGUUUGUGCUAACCUAAUAUGCUAUCUUUUAUUCUCUAGUUAGAAGGAAAACAUGUAUGUUUAAAUGUUAAACACUGUAGUUGUAUUUUCUGAUAACUGAGAUUGAAUAUUUAUUUCCAAAUAAAGCAGAAGUAUCAUCAUGUCAUGGUAAGCUAUGGCAACAGGUGGAUCGCGGGUGUCCUGCUGGGGUCUGGACUGCGUUCCACACUGGUGACUGGCAUGUUGUCCCAUGUGUUUGAAUGUCACAGUGAAAAGGAGUGUGAAACACAGGCCGCUUUAUCCCGGGAUGAAACCGCCUGAGCCCCGCUAGAUGUCCGGCGGCCACAUGCGCUCCACAGCCCUCGGCACGCCGCUGACCCGCACACUGGUGUCUCUGCUUCGCUUCUCCUCUGCUAGCCACCUGGCUCAAAAAAUCCCAAAGGACAACAAAGAAAAUGAAUGUAUUCAAGACUUAAAUAACACUUACUUUCCGUAUUUAAUGUCUGACACAUCACCAGUAUUGCUUUAACUAUAUUUUGGUGUGUCAUAUAGCCUAAUUAGGAUCACCAACUGCAUGCUGUUUUUGUUUCCGCAGUAUUAUAGAUAAAAUGUUUAUUGUAAUGUUUAUUGUCAGUGUCACACUCCAAAGUGCGUGUCUUAACGGGGGGACUAAGGGCCAUGCAUUUACUGUCACUUUAUUUCAGCUCCAACAUGAAUGCGAUUAAAUAACUACAACAAUGUCCAUAUGUCCCUGUAUAGGCCAAUUACAGUUCGUUUCAUUACCUGUUUCGCAUUUACACUGUUAAUUGGCCUAUAUAUUUUGGAUACGCAGUAGAAAGACGAAUCAAUAGUUUUUAUUACGACAAAAACGACGCAGCACAACUGGAAACAAGGAUAGAUAGAUACACUAAGUCUUUAGUGCAUACGUUUGUAUUUAUUCAUUUAUUUUCUUUAUUAUUGCGGCUACUUUUUCCACUUUCCAGUGUGGCCCUGACGGGGGCGGCUGGCGUUUCCCGGCUCUUUGCAUGGGCAUGCGGCAGUGGGUGGGCAGGAAUCUGCGCCCAGUCCCUCCCUCGCUGCUCUGGGGUGGAGUUACUGGGAGCACAUUUAGUAAUGGGUCACAAGCUCGCCGCUUAGUUUCCGAAAAGUGGCGAAUGCGAGUUGCGGACACUUGUUGUUCUCUCGGACAAUCCGCUCAUUUCCCAUCAAUACAGUGAAAAAGCUGAUCUACCUCGAACAUCUUCCAGUUUUAUUUGAUUUUUUUUACAGUCUCAUGUUUCUGAAUCGUGUCCGGUUUAAGGAAUAUUGAUAAUUUAAUAAUCAUUUUAGGAAUUGUUGCACUAUUUUUGUUGUUGAUCUUGACAUUGUUUUUGCACUAAAUACGGUUGGCGAACAUGCACACCACGCAGAAGGACACAACCUAUACCAAGAUCUUUGUAGGAGGUCUUCCGUACCACACCACGGACUCCAGUCUCAGGAAAUACUUCGAGGUGUUCGGAGAAAUCGAGGAGGCUGUUGUAAUUACCGACAGGCAGACCGGCAAGUCCAGGGGUUAUGGAUUCGUGACGAUGGCGGACCGGACUGCGGCAGACAGGGCCUGCAAGGACCCCAAUCCCAUCAUUGAUGGCAGGAAGGCGAAUGUUAACCUGGCGUACCUAGGAGCCAAGCCCAGGGUGAUGCAGCCAGGCUUCACCUUUGGCGUGCCCCAGAUCCACCCAGCGUUCAUACAGCGGCCUUAUGGGAUCCCAGCGCACUAUGUCUACCCGCAGGCCUUUGUGCAGCCCAGCGUGGUGAUCCCGCACGUGCAGCCGGCCGCUGCCACGGCCGCCACCUCAUCCCCGUACAUCGACUACGCGGGCGCUGCCUAUGCUCAGUACUCCGCGGCCGCUGCCGUCGCUGCCGCCGCAUACGAGCAGUAUCCCUACGCCGCCUCGCCCGCUGCCACUGGCUAUGUGGCCCCCGCCAGCUACGGCUAUGCCGUCCAGCAGCCCCUAGCCGCUGCCGCUCCCGGCUCGGCCGCCGCGGCCGCCGCUGCCUUCGGCCAGUACCAGCCCCAGCAGCUGCAGACCGACCGCAUGCAAUAGCAUCACCUGCAGGGGGC